AUGUUCUCCCGUGCAGCUCUUGCGGCUGCUGCCACAGCAGCGGCCCUCAGCUCCGUUGAAGGCUUCCUUACCGCCCCCUUCCUGCUGGGAGCGCUGCUCGACUCUCUCCCCAGAGCCACGGCCUCCGCGAUCUCGACCUCGAGCGAUUCGUACGGGGACUUGUCAAACAUCGUCAUCUCGGGACUGAACGGGAUCGCGCUCAAGGACAAGGAGUUUCCUAACAAGAAGCAAGUGUUCGAUGCCAUGCCUGCCGACAGCUGGAAGCGCGAUGACAAGGCGAGUGAUAUCUCGCUCAUGUAUGCGGGCAUCUCCCUUGCUCUCACUCUCGGAGUCGGAGCCCUCGCGUGGAUGUUUCUUCCCCUCAAAUUGGCCAUGUUGCCUCUCUGGGCCCUCUACUGGUACGCCGCCGGCACCAUCGCCACCGGCUGCUGGGUCAUCGCGCACGAGUGCGGACACGGAGCUUUCUCCGACAACAAGCUCCUUCAGGACACUGUCGGAUACCUCUUCCACACCGCUCUCCUUGUUCCCUACUUCUCUUGGCAGCGAUCGCAUGCUGUCCAUCACUCAAAGACGAACCACAUCUUCGAGGGCGAGACCCACGUCCCCUACACCCUGGAGACUGGCAAGGGUACUCUUGGCAAGUUGAGCACAAUGCAGAAGAUCUUCGGCAAGAAGUUGGGAGAAGCGAUCUAUGGUGCCAACCGCGUCGUUUCUCACCUCGUCUUUGGAUGGCCUGCAUACCUUAUUGCUGGAGUCACUGGUGGACCCGUUCGUGGCAUGACCAACCACUUCAUCCCCGUCAAGCCUUUUUCUACUGGCGACAAGAACACCGAGCUCUUCCCUGGAGUGUGGAAGAAGAAGGUGUGGCUUUCUGACAUCGGCAUCGUCGGCAUGCUCGGCCUCCUUUACGCCUGGUCUGUUAAGUUCGGUUUCCUCCACAUGGCUGCUCUCUAUCUCGGUCCCUACGUCGUCACCAACUGCUGGCUCGUCCUCUACACUUGGCUCCAGCACACUGACACCGACGUUCCUCACUUCUCCGGGGAGAACUGGAACUUCAUCAAGGGAGCUUUCAUGUCCAUCGAUCGCCCCUACGGCCCCAUCUUCGACUUCCUCCACCACCGCAUCGGCUCCACCCACGUCGUCCACCACAUCGACUGCACCAUCCCGCAUUACCGCGCCAAGGCUGCCACUGAAGCCAUCGCCAAGGCCUUCCCUGAGCACUACCUCUACGAUCCCACUCCUCUCCCCGAGGCUCUCUGGAGGGUCUCAACCAAGUGCGUUGCUGUGGAGGAGCGAGGCAAGAAGUGGGUCUUCGUGCAGGGCGAGGGAACCCCCCAGCUCCCCCAGAGCGCCUGAGCUCCCAGCUGAGAAAAAUUUUCCUGGAAUAUUAAAUGUAGUGCAUACGAAUAGAGUAAAGACUUGUUGCUG
Guillardia theta CCMP2712 is the source of this 1428-nucleotide messenger RNA. RefSeq lists its product as hypothetical. The record is from RefSeq and is a predicted model, not a curated record. The coding region runs from base 1 to 1356 and encodes 451 amino acids. Gene Ontology annotation, molecular function: oxidoreductase activity. Lineage: Eukaryota; Cryptophyceae; Pyrenomonadales; Geminigeraceae. The transcript is spliced from 13 exons. Gene Ontology annotation, biological process: lipid metabolic process.